AAACACUUUUAUGUGAUGUAUUUUCUUUUUCAGACAGGAAGAAUAAGAGCUGCAGGAAUUGUAGGUAUCGAGAGGAAAUUAGAAGAAAGAAGAAAAGAGAUGGAUAAAAACAUUUCUGAAGCUUUUGAAGACCUCAGCAAACUAAUGGAAAAGGCUAAGGAAAUGGUGGAACUGUCCAAAUCAAUUGCCAACAAGAUCAAAGAAAAACAAGGUGACAUCACGGAAGAUGAGACCAUCAGGUUCAAAUCCUAUCUCUUGAGCAUGGGUAUAGCUAAUCCAGUUACGAGGGAAACCCAUGGAUCUGGCACGCAUUACCAUAUGCAACUGGCAAAGCAGUUGGGUGGAAUUUUGCAGGCACCGUUAGAGGAGCGGGGAGGAAUCAUGUCCCUCACGGAGGUAUAUUGUUUGGUAAAUCGUGCUCGAGGCUUGGAGUUGCUCUCACCUGAAGAUCUAGUAAAUGCUUGUAAGAUGCUGGAAGCGCUAAAACUACCUCUCAGAUUACGUGUCUUUGACAGUGGUGUAAUGGUGAUUGAGCUCCAGUCCCACAAUGAAGAGGAAAUGGUGGCUUCUGCAUUGGAGACAGUCUCUGAAAAGGGAUCUCUUACAGCAGAGGAGUUUGCAAAGGUUGUAGGGAUGUCUGUACUUCUAGCCAAAGAAAGGCUCCUUCUAGCUGAAAAGAUGGGGCAACUUUGCAGAGAUGAUUCUGUAGAAGGCUUGCGAUUCUAUCCAAAUUUAUUUAUUACACAAAGCAAAUGACACAGUUGUUCUAUUUCCUUCAUUCAGAUACAUUUGCCAUGUGUAUUCUGGGCAAAACGAUGUCGAAUAAUCCACCUUUUGUCUAGUCAAUACCACAGUUUACCUAGCCUCUGAUGAUACACAAACAUUCCCAAUGGUGGCGGUGUGGCCCUGUGCAGAAAGUAGGAAAGGACCACAAAUGCUUGUCAAAAUCAUGACAUUGUAAUUGUGUUGAGGUCUUACGUGUAAAUUAAGCAACAAAUGAUUUGACAUUCUGCUUAAAAUAUGAAGGAAGGAAGUGGAGUGAUUGAAGAAAGGAAAGGAGGAAUGUUCCUGUGGUCUGCCUGCAGGGAAACGCAGCAUUAAGCACACAUUUGCUAAUUCUAUUUUCCCUAUUUCUUUUUUUUAACCAUGAAUUUUAUACUUGCUGCUCCAAAUCUAUGAUCUGUCAAAUGAUUUCUCAAUAAGAUAGGCUGUGCUUGUUUUUUCAAGUUACUACUGAAUUUCCCCAGGAAGUGUCUCCAUUUUAGGAAGAAAACCUCACUCUGUGCUCAAUGUAUAACCUGUCUUCAGAGGAAGGAUUAUUGAAAAAAUGUAGAGAUGUGUGUGUUGCUUUGUGCUGAAUGUUAAGACAAGAAGCAAUGUGAACUCAGAUUUCCUUCCUUCCAUUCUUUGAUUCUCAGCUCUGUGAUGUUGCUAUUUUUGUCUUCUCUGUGAAAGAGGGCUUUCUGCCAUCUGCCCUUUUAAAUAGUACAGUGAACUGGUUUGCAUCUUUCUAUUGAAAUAGUUGCUCAUCUGAGCACUGUCUUGAUUUCCACUGUUAAACAUGAAGCACAAGCUCAUUUUAACAGGAAGAACUUGAGGGUCCCAUGUAUUGUGUUCUUACAUAACACAACUAUGUCUCUUUAAAUUGUACUGGCUACAACACAUGUGUGCAUCAUCUUAAAAAUAAAGGAAGUAUGUUUUCUUCA
This is a messenger RNA of Varanus komodoensis (Komodo dragon), 1706 nucleotides long. RefSeq names its product vacuolar protein sorting 36 homolog (gene VPS36). The record is from RefSeq and is a predicted model, not a curated record. Gene Ontology annotation, cellular component: ESCRT II complex; late endosome membrane. The transcript is spliced from 9 exons. Gene Ontology annotation, molecular function: ubiquitin binding. Gene Ontology annotation, biological process: protein transport to vacuole involved in ubiquitin-dependent protein catabolic process via the multivesicular body sorting pathway. Lineage: Eukaryota; Metazoa; Chordata; Lepidosauria; Squamata; Varanidae. The coding region runs from base 16 to 756 and encodes 246 amino acids.